CGCCGGUGGAUCGACCCUGUCUGUUGAAGUCAACAAAAGGGUGCACAUCGUAUCUAUGGCAUCUUCAUCGCAAACUCUUUUUGCUCCCCUGCGCACACUCAAACGCACUUCUCCAAUUCCAUUGCCGGCACGAUCUCCGUCGUCGUGGAUUCCGGUGACGAAUCGAUCGAUCCUCUCUUCCCCACCGCCAAAUCACAGUAUCCAAGCAAUCGGCGCCACCCACUGCUCGAAAAGAUUCAGCUGUUUGAAGACAAAAGCGUCAACGUCUGCGAACAUGGCAACUGAGAAGAAGAAAGUACAGGUAUUUGAUUCUGAAGAAGCUCUAUCGGUGUCUCUUGCAAAAUACACUGCCGAUUUGUCGGAAAAAUUCGUCAAACAGAAGGGUUCCUUCACGGUGGUUGUGUCUGGUGGAUCUUUGAUCAAGUCGCUCAGGAAACUAGUGGAAGCACCUUACAUCGAUUCGAUAGAUUGGGCGAAAUGGCAUAUGUUCUGGGUGGAUGAAAGAGUGGUUCCUAAAGAUCAUCCAGAUAGCAAUUACCUUCUGGCAUUUGAUGGUUUUCUCUCCAAGGUGCCGAUUCCUCCUGGAAAUGUGUACGCCAUUAACGAUGCCUUAUCAGCAGAGGGUGCAGCUGAAGACUACGAGACCUGUAUCAAGCAUCUGGUUCACAACGGGAUAAUCGCCACAUCUGAAACAACCGGGAUUCCAAAGUUUGAUGUUAUGCUAUUGGGUAUGGGCCCAGAUGGACACGUGGCAUCUUUAUUUCCUGGGCAUCCUCUACUUGAAGAGAAGAACAAGUGGGUUACAUUUAUCAAGGAAUCACCAAAGCCACCACCAGAAAGAAUCACAUUUACUUUCCCUGUAAUCAAUGCGUCUGCAAAUAUUGCACUUGUUGUAGCUGGGGCUGGUAAAGCACAUCCAGUGCAUGUGUCUCUUGGAAAUGGUCAACAUUCUGAGGUUUUACCUGUUCAAAUGGUUUCACCUGAAGGAGACCUAACAUGGUUUUUGGACAAGGAUGCAGCUUCUAAGCUCUAGCUACUCAAUGUAAUGUUUUGCUACCUUUAUUUAACAACAAUGUUUUUAAACUUUUCUUGUAUUGUACCCUACAUUGGUCAUUUUAGGACCAAUAUCCCGGAGCUCUGAAAUAAAAGAUACAAAAUCUUUCAAUC
Lactuca sativa (garden lettuce) is the source of this 1167-nucleotide messenger RNA. Its product is annotated as putative 6-phosphogluconolactonase 4, chloroplastic. NCBI's taxonomy places the organism in Eukaryota, Viridiplantae, Streptophyta, Magnoliopsida, Asterales, Asteraceae. The record is from RefSeq and is a predicted model, not a curated record. Gene Ontology annotation, biological process: carbohydrate metabolic process; pentose-phosphate shunt. Gene Ontology annotation, molecular function: 6-phosphogluconolactonase activity.